GAGCAUGCUGAGUGUGAAGACCGAGUCUGAAUUUGCAAGUUCUGCAUAUCUCUAUUGGCAAAUCAUAAUACUGGUGGUCAACAGGCAUUUGGAGGGACACAGAACUAGUCACAAAAUGCUGCUCUCUCUGACUCCACAGCUACGUAGCGGACAAUGUUCAACUCCAGGUGGACUUCAGCCUUCCUUAACCUGUCCCUGAAUGCUCAAACAAUAUCUCUGUAUUCUUGCUGGGUCAUCUGUCCUUGCUGCCACAUCUUGUAUGCUUUCUCACAUUGGAGCUCCUCGGUCAUCUACGCAGGCCUUCUACUACUCUUGCUUGAAUUCCUGUUCAUUGGGAUGGACAAUUCUUGAGUUUGGAGGAGGUGAUCUUUGACAAUCAGCCAACUCUCUAGAAUCCUUCUCUCUGUGACCUUAUCCCAUGGCUCUUCUGAGGCCUGGGACUGUGAUUCAGCUGUUUGUCUUGUUCCACUCAAGAUCCUUUUAGCGAAGCACUGGAACAGGUCACCCAGAGAGGUUGUUGAUGCCCUGUCCCCAGAGACAUUCAAGGUCAGGCAGAACAGGGCUUUGAUCUAGCUGUAGGUGUCCCUGGUCAUUGCAGGGGAGUUUUUCCAGAUGACCUUUAAAGGUCCCUUCCAACUCAAAUAGUUUGAGUUUGACUCAAAUCAUCAUCUAUGAUUUGAUGAUCCUCAACUCCUCUAUCUCAUGGGCACUGCAGCCAAAGCUUCUUCCAAGCUUCAUGUUCCUGUCAAGUUCUUCCUUGUUGGUAAGCAUCAGGUCCAACAGGGCACAUCCCCUUGUCAGCUUCUCCAUCACCUUUAUCAGGAAAUGUAAUCACUGCACCCUGGAAAACUUCUGGAUUGCUUGUGCUCUGCUGUGUGACAUUAGGGCAGUUAACAUUUCAGUUAUUUUAGAAUUCAUGCCUGUCUCACUGUCUGGAACAGAGCAAGAUAUGUAAUGGGAAGUGGUAUUUGUGGGCAGGUAGACUUGGGUGCAAAAAGAAAGUGCUACAGAUGUAUACUUGGCUGCUAACAUCUUAAUAUGGAAAGUAAUUGCUUGCAGUAUGUGAUAAGAUGCAUUUGGUAUCGUGAAGAUGGUAGAAUAAUCCUGUUCUAAUGUUGACCGUGACCCAGAUCUGAGAGUUACAGUUUGCUAAGCAAUAAUGUGAGAAAAUAGUGUCAUUCAGACUUCUCAGUGAUUUGAAACUAUGUAAAGAUGGGAAAGAAGCUUAAAAUACAUUUCAAUAGUAGAAAGCUAACAAGCUUUGAUAGCGCCUUUGAUGUGCCAUCGUUCCUGCAAACCUGCUUUUGAUGUCUUAUUUCAUGCAAUAAAGCUGAAGUAAAUCUUAAUAAAAAUUACAAUAUCAGUAAAAUAUCCUCCUGUGACUGUAUAUGGAAAACCCUUCUUGCAAAAUAAUGAGAGCUGAAGAGCUGCUGUGUUCCCGAAGAUAGAGAACCAUGAGCCUUGAGUGGAAAAUUCUAGCACCUUUGUCAGACUAAAGGCUCUGGGAGUAAUGUUGGUGCUGGGCAGACUGUAUUUGCUGAAUCAGAACAUUGGACCAAUUGUGGCUAGCUUUGAGCACUUAGGUGGAGCUUGUUUAAUUUCUGUGCAGUAACCCUUUUCUAGGAAAGUAUUGAUGUACAGUCAAAAACUAAGCAGCUCUGGGUUAGCGCCCUUAGUUGAAGGCAAACAUGUGCUUAAACGCCUUGCUGGACUUGAGCCCAAAGGCUGAGUUCCCAGUUAGGGCUUUUCCCCAUUAUUUAAAGGGAUCAAACUGCAAGUAACAUCUCUACCCAGAUUAGAAUAAUUGCUGUAAGAUUUGGUUUAAAAUACAUGUAUUUUUUCCUUAUUAGCUCACAGUGUAUCAAAAACAUCAGUGUCAUCUCUUCUCAAAUUCUGGGUUACAAGAAUUUAACUGAAAUCUGUCUUUUAUUUUCAAAGGCAAUUUGGAACUCAGUUUUUCCUGGGCUUCACUUCACUGUAUUUGUGUGUGCUUUCUGUCGUCAAAUGUAGUGGUAGCCAGAAUCCUUACUUAAUGAGGUAGCAGUUCUGUUGUUUUGCUCCCAUAAACAUGGGGUACAAAAUGUCCAGGGGUAUCACCCUGGAGAGAAGAAGAGUCCUGGAGAGCUCUGAAUUAUGAGUCAGAGUUCAGGUUGUGAAUAGCUGUGAUUCAGAGUUACGUUUAUAGAAGUAACCACCACAGGGCUAAGUAAUGAGCAGAGCAUGUCCUGAACAUGUUCAGAUGUUUAUGGCAGUGGCACUCCAUUUUAGUGGGUGUAGGGCUGGGAACAGCAGUAUCAUAAAGUCAUAAAGGCUGGAAAAGACCAAUAAGACCAUCUAAUCCAACUGUCAGCCUGUCAUCACUGUGCUCACUAAACUGUGUCCCAAAUUGCUACAUCUGCACAUUUCCUGAACAUCACCUCCCUGUGCAGCCUGUUCCAAUACCUCACCACUCUUUCUGCCACCUGAAGAAACCAUGCCUUGAAACAAGAGUUCUUUGAAAGCAGUGAAUUGAACGUCCUUCAGAUACUUGCUGUAUGGAGAAAGAAGCCUCUGAAAGAGGGAAGAGAAAGCAGGGUUUUGCUGUGGAGACUGUAGAGCAUUUCUUCCUUGGCUCCUGCUCAGUGAGAUCAGCUAUGGAAGAUGCUCAAGAAAGUGGAGAGUGUCUUGUGCAAAACCAGAAGUAUUGUGUGGAGAGACCAAUAUAUAACCAAGAGAUCUUGCAAGGACAGUUGCACAAACGAGAAAGAACACCUCAGAGUUUGAGGCAGAAAAUUGAACACUCUUGUCGAUGCUCUUCUAAGAAAGCCAAGUCUCAUCUUUACAGUUUCUUACCAAUUUUAAAAUGGCUUCCCCGUUACCCAGUGAAGGAAUACUUAUUAGGAGAUAUUAUCUCAGGUAUAAGCACUGGAGUUAUGCAGCUUCCUCAAGGUUUAGCUUAUGCUUUGCUGGCAGCUGUUCCCCCAGUAUUUGGCCUAUAUUCUUCGUUUUAUCCUGUCUUUCUGUAUACUUUUUUUGGGACCUCCAAGCAUAUAUCAAUAGGCACUUUUGCUGUGAUUAGUAUGAUGGUUGGCGGGGUUGCUGUGAGACAAGUGCCUGAUGAAGUGAUCUCUGUAGGCUAUAACUCAACUAACGCUACAGAUGCCUCAGAUUACUACAGUCUUAGGGAUGACAAGCGGGUGCAAGUAGCUGUGACCCUCGCCUUUCUUUCAGGAAUUAUCCAGUUGUGUUUAGGUUUUCUUCGAUUUGGGUUUGUCGCCAUCUAUUUAACAGAGCCUCUGGUGCGAGGAUUUACUACUGCUGCUGCAGUUCAUGUCUUCACUUCACAGUUAAAGUAUCUGCUUGGAGUAAAGACUAGCCGAUACAGUGGACCCCUCUCAGUUGUAUACAGCCUAGUUGCUGUGUUUUCAAAAAUAACAACAACCAAUAUUGCUGCACUGAUUGUUGGGUUAACGUGCAUUGCUCUAUUGCUGAUUGGCAAGGAAAUCAAUCUCCGAUUUAAGAAGAAACUGCCAGUUCCUAUUCCUAUGGAGAUCAUUGUGGUCAUUAUCGGCACAGGAGUUUCAGCUGGAAUGAAUCUGACUGAGUCAUAUGGAGUGGAUGUUGUUGGGAAAAUUCCUCAAGGGUUAAGUGCACCAGCAGUUCCUGAGAUUCAACUCAUCCCAGCAAUAUUUAUAGAUGCAGUAGCAAUAGCAAUAGUUGGAUUUUCAAUGGCUGUAUCUAUGGCCAAGAUCUUUGCCCUUAAACACGGUUACACCAUUGAUGGGAAUCAGGAACUUAUUGCCUUGGGAAUAUGUAACUCUGUGGGGUCGUUUUUCCAAAGCUUUCCAAUCACUUGUUCAAUGUCCCGAAGUCUCGUUCAGGAAAGCACUGGUGGGAAAACUCAGAUUGCAGGUGCACUCUCUUCAAUUAUGGUUCUGUUGGUAAUUGUGGCAAUUGGAUACCUCUUUGAGCCACUUCCACAGACAGUGCUGGCUGCAAUUGUAAUGGUGAACCUGAAAGGAAUGUUUAAGCAGUUUGCAGACGUUGCACACUUCUGGAGAACCAGUAAGAUCGAACUGGCCAUCUGGGUGGUAGCUUUUGUGGCUUCUCUUUUCCUGGGACUAGACUAUGGUUUGCUUACUGCAGUAGCAUUUGCAAUGAUAACCGUUAUUUACAGAACACAAAGGCCUCAAUACAGAAUCCUUGGUCAGAUUCCUGACACAGAUAUCUACUGUGAUGUGGAAGAGUAUGAAGAGGUUAAAGAAUAUCCUGGAAUAAAAAUAUUUCAAGCUAAUACGUCACUUUAUUUUGCCAAUAGUGAGUCGUACACAAGUGCACUGAAGAAAAAGACUGGAGUGGACCCUUGUGCCAUAUUAGCAGCAAGAAGAAAGGCCCAGAAGAAGCAUGCCAGGGAGAUAAAGAAGGCCAAUAAAGUCAAAAAGAAAGCUGUACUGAAGCUAGUGAAUUCUUCGACUAAUGAUGUGGAAGCGAGCGUAAAACAUGAGAUAGCAAAUGAUGGGUUACCUGCAAAUGGAAAAUUUGCAUUUGUGGAUGCUGGUGUACAGGAUGGGUCUCCUGAUGAGCUUGAACACUUUGUGGAGCCCAAAACAAAUGUCCACUCUUUAAUUCUGGAUUUCGCCCCAGUGAACUUUGUGGAUUCAGUUGGAGCAAAAACAUUAAAAUCAGUUAUAAAAGAAUAUAACGAAGUUGGUGUCUGUGUCUGUAUUGCCAGCUGUAGUGGCCCAGUUAUGAAUGAGCUGACAAGACUGAAUUUUUUUGAUAACACUGUAACAAGAGAGUUGCUGUUUCACAGUAUUCAUGAUGCUGUCCUUGCUUGCCAAGGGAAAGACAGGUCUGCUUCACAGACUGCCUUAGACCACUGAAGAGCAGCAACUGGCAAAAUGGACGUUGGAUUUAUGCUGAUAGAGACUUUCUUUGAAUAUUCAAUUUGCACAGGUUAAAGAGCACCUGAGGCUGUCUGUAUCUACGGGUAUCGAGUGGGGCUUACUUUCUGUAGGAAGAGUGGACAAAGAAUUGGAAGCCUUCAUGCUCUUGAAUUUUUUCCUUCAAUCAGGGUAUAGCCGUUCAGUGACGUGACCUUACAAUUAUGCAAGAUGAGAAAAGUUAUUGUAUUAUGCUACAAUCAGAAUCUGAUAGACAAGGUGACAUUCCUAUUCCUGUUGAGAAAAUGGGCACUUUAACUCACUUGCAGAAGAUAACCGUUCUGCAGUUCCAAUGUACUGUACCAGUGUCUUUACAGAACUUUCUUAAACAGCUUUUUAAAGCCUGAUGUCAACAUCUGCAUACCAGAUUUAUGUAAACUAGUACUCUGCCAGCUGGAUCAAUGAAUUCACACUGGUGACAUUAGCUGCUCUUCUUUUUAAAUCUCGAUGGUACCAUUUUGUUUAUUUUAAAUAUCUAACUUGUCCCAAAUGUACUGAUCCCUUCAUUGCCCAAGUAUUUUCACUGUGAGUUUCAUAUUAGAAAACCAUUGUUUAAUAAUUAUGUUACCAAUAUGGUACUUACACUGCCAAAACUUAGUUAUACCUUCUAGAAAAUAAUACAACUCAUUUUAAGAGAAAAUUAUGUUGUCCUCAUGUUUGAAGACGAAACUCAUUUAUGCCAGGAAUGAGGUCUGUUAAAAUUGACUUAAGAACUGAUGCCCUAUAUGCAGUCUCUUAAGCUGGAAUAGAAGGUUAGACAAAGUCUGAAGUCUCAGAGGUCCAAAAGAGAAGUACUUUUCCAUUGCCUGAGAUGUCUUUAUACCUACCAGCACAGCUGCUUCUGCCUCAGCUUUUAAGUGUUUGUGAAAUAGAUUUCCAUAGAACUCAGAACUGCAUUUGGCUAUUUUUAAUGAAAAAGUAGGUUCUUUUUUCUUUCUUUUGUCUUUACAACCUGGCCACUAUAGUACUGUUUAACUUCAGGUAUAAAACAUAAAGUAUGGAAACAAUUCAGGCAAAAGAAUGCCUGUUAUUCCCCAAACUAUCAGUAUGAAUCUGGUUAGAGGUAGGAACGUGGAAGUGUUCCUCUAUGAGCUGUUUCAAUAGCACGUGGGCAGUGGAGGAGGGUCAGUGCUGUUUCAUUUUGCACCCUCAAAGCAAAGGUCCUGUGCAUACAGAAGUUCAGACAACUUCCUCUCUUCUUAGUGCAGAACUGGCUACUUCUUAUUUUGGUUCACGCUGUUGCAAUUAUGGUUUGCUUCAGGUAAACCGAGUUUCCCAAGAACCAGGGGCAACGGGAAGAUGUCUUCUUUCCUCCAAAUCCCCUGCCACCGGGGAUAGGAAGCUUUCUGCAUCAGAAGAUAUUGCUUAGCUGGAGUUCAAAGUAUGAAUGCACGUUAACACAGUGUGUGUUUACUUACACAACCUUGGGUACAUUUUAUAAUGUUUACUAGUUUAACAAGCCUUUGUAUCUGCAUACAGUAUAUAUUUUUCUACUUUCAGCUUCUUGCAGCUUCGGUUUUUAACUAUGUAGUCUCUUCUGUUCACAUCAAAAUCCUGUCAGAUUCUGAAAUAAAGUGAUUAUCGAGA
This is a messenger RNA of Gallus gallus (chicken), 6509 nucleotides long. It is a transcript of the gene SLC26A5, whose product is annotated as solute carrier family 26 member 5. Lineage: Eukaryota; Metazoa; Chordata; Aves; Galliformes; Phasianidae. Gene Ontology annotation, biological process: transmembrane transport. Gene Ontology annotation, cellular component: membrane. The coding region runs from base 2535 to 4862 and encodes 775 amino acids. The record is from RefSeq and is a predicted model, not a curated record. The transcript is spliced from 20 exons. Gene Ontology annotation, molecular function: bicarbonate transmembrane transporter activity; chloride transmembrane transporter activity; oxalate transmembrane transporter activity.